UAAAAUUGUAUGUAUAUAGGUAUCGUAGAUGUACCUGUUGUAGUACGAAACUAGUAUGUUCACGUUUGAAAAGUUUUUACAAUACGCUUUUGCUUGAUUGGUAUAAUGAUGAGUUGAAUGUGUUUCUGAAUUUGGCUUUGCAAAGUUGAAUUGAAAAUUUUAACAGUGAACGAACACUGGUAUUGGUAAAAGUAGGACUGUUGUUGGACCCGUUGGAGAUACUGCUACCCGUACAACAUUUACUAUAGUACAUAUACGAAACGGUUCCAUUCUAAUGCAGAAAUGUAGACCCUAACGAUGUUACUAUAUUUUUUACAAAGCUUUGGAAAAUUACUAAAAGACGUGUGGGGUGAAUCAAGAUGGAGAAAAGUAUUUUGUCUCAGGCUUAUUGACACAUGAACCAAAAGAUUGCUUGUAGUAUUUACUCAUAUUUUAAAUGUAUGAGAAGAUUUAAAGUUAGAGAGAAAGUACUUCAUGACUGAAAAAUAUAGAUCAUUUCCUAAUGACAUAGAAAGUAUUACAAAGAAUAGUUUUUUGAAUAGCAGAAAUGAACCAUGCAACAGAAAAAAGCUUAGUUAAGAUGAAUGGUUCAGAAAGUGCAGAUGUACAAAUAGCUGUAGAAAGGAUAGUUGAAAACAAUGUUUGCCUCAAAAGUGCAGAAACAGAUGUGCAUGGAACGUCUUCUGAUCAUUCAUUCGAAACAUCUGGUACUCGCAUGUCUGCAACAUCUGAAAGCACAUGUGCAAACCAGGAUUGUAGUACGUUAUUUAGAGAUUCUUCAGAACAUCUGUUAAAUAUUUCUAGUAGCAAAGGGAGUAAUGUAUAAAAACUGACAGUAGUGGUAUACUGUGUAGUGAACAAUCUAAAAUUGAGAUUUACUGUUCAGUUACUACAAACGAUGAACUCUCUCAGGUUGGAUUGAAACAUAAUGAAAGACUAAAAGGUGAGGAAGAAUACAACGCCAUCUGUAUGAAAUUCCCACAAACUGAAAAACAAAAAGAUGACUGUAUUCAAGCUAGGCCAAUAGAGAAUGUAAAACAAGAAGAUGACUGUAUUCAAGCUAGGCCAAUAGAGAAUGUAAAACAAAAAGAUGACUGUAUUCAAGCUAGGCCAAUAGAGAAUGUAAAACAAGAAGAUGACUGUAUUCAAGCUAGGCCAAUAGAGAAUGUAAAACAAGAAGAGGAAAAAGAAAAAUGCUUCGAUGAGACAACAUUCCUACAAAAAGAAACAUUAAAAACUAAAGAAAAACUUAUUUCUGUUCAAGAUGAAUCAACAGAAAGUGUAGGAUUGGAAGGAGAAAAAAACUACCUCCCAAAUGAAGUUCAAACCCCUGAAAAUGAAAGUCAAGAAAGUGAAAAAAAUAAAGUACUGGAGAGCAAAGUGCAAGAUGUGGAAGAAAAACCUAAUCAAAUGAUAUCACUAUCAAAUGAAAAACAAGAAUGUUUGGGUGAAUGUGAUUACAAUCAGAUAAGAUUACCAGUAAAGGGAGAUACAGAAGAACAGGUCAGCCCAACAGAGAAUACUAUAGAAGAAUGUAGCACAUUUCAGUCAAGUCCACAACAGAAUGAAGGAACAGAAAGUGUAGAAGAAAAUGGUAAAAUUCAAGUUUGCUCAACAUCUAAUAAAAACGAUGACGAUGUAAAAGAUCGUAAUAUAUUUGAAAAGCAAGAAGGCAUUGAACAACUCAAUAGUUUUCACACUGAAUUGGUACCAAAAAAUGAAAAGGAGGACAGAGAAGAAAAUGAUGAUAGAUUUACUUCUUCAUCUAAUAGUAAUUUGUGCAAGCUUUCAAUAUGUACCACUUCCACGACUCAAAGAAUUCAGAAACCUGGUGUAGAUUGUGAAUUGGAGGUGCAAAAUAACUCAAGUGAAGUUACCGACUUGACAAGGAUGAAUGCUCAUGUACAGGCUAUGGAUAACAUUACAAGCAGCUUUACUCAUCAAAAUUCUGUUGUGCCAUGCAUCAAAACAGAAGGAGAAAUUUCUUCCACCCCUUCAGAGUAUAGUCCAGAUAGUGGAGAUGAAAGUGACAAUCUAUUAUCAGAACUUGAGACUGAACUUGAUUAUGUAAGUGCCAAAAGUGUUCAGCAUCAAGUGGCUUACAGUGAUGGACCACAAUCUUCUGUUUAUCAUCUCAAUGAUGUAAAGAGAAACUACAGUAAUCAUUACAAUGAAAGGUUCCAGAAAUCUCGGGUCAAUGAAAACCAUGCUACACUGCAGUAUUAUGAAGUUCAAGUGGAGUUUCUCGAACGUACUAACAGUCAGCUACAACUAGAACUUGCAGACCUCAGAAAAAAGUUAACAUGUCAGGAGGUAGACCUUAAGAAAAAUAUAGAAAAACUUAAAAUUGACUUAGGGAGCAAGGUGGACAAGUUGACCAAACAACUAGAAGUUGCCCAAAAGGACAAAGAAAAUAUGGUAGUACGAUAUGCACAGAGUGAAAGAGAAGUGCUAGUAGCUAAGAAAACUCGGGAUGACUUGGAGAAAAAACUGCGAGAAAUAGGAAGGGAAAAGGAAAAUCUUCAGAACAGAAUCAAGGGAUUGAAUACUGAGAAAGCACGCCUCUCAGGACUUCUUGAUAGAAAGGUUGGAGAUUGUAACUCUCUUUUGAAGGAGUAUGAACGACUAAAAGAAGACCUCAGUUCAAAAGACAUUAAGAUCAAAUGGGCACAGAACAGAUUGAAGACAGAAAUGGAUGCCCAUAAGGAAACUCGUGCAAAGUUGGAUCAGACGUUACAAAGGCUGCAAGAAACAAGAGAGGAAGCAGAGCAGAUACGUAAAGAUUGCCAAGAGAUGAUUGGACGCUAUCAGGCAGCAGAGGAAAUCAAGUCUGUAUCACUGGACAAUGAACUGAAAGCCAAAGUUAGUGAGUUAGAAGCGCAGCGUCAAGAAAAGUUUGAUCAGCAAGAAGUUCAAAACCUGCUUGCACAAGAACUUGAUGGCCUUAAAAAGAAACAUAAGUUAGCAAUUAAUGAAAAUAAUGCAUUAACUGUAAAGAUUCAUAACUUGGAGAAGGAGAGGUUAGAACAUGAACAAGUUGUGAGUAAACUGAAAGAUACCCAGAAUUCUUUGAGGCAGGAUAUUGUUGACUUGUCAGCUAAAUUGGCUGAAAUGGAAAAUCUUCAGAUCCAACUUGACCGUGAAAGGGAAAAGGUAGCCGCUGGUCAGCGUGAAGUUGAAAGACUGCGUCAGGCCAAUGCUGACCUCCAAACUGACAUGGAGUCAUGUCAUAACAAGGAAGGAGAACUCUUGGAGUUUACAGAACGGUUGACAGCUAAGAGUGUUCAACUUCAGUCUGAGCAUAGCUCUUUGGAAACCAAAGCUCAGACAUUGGAAGGUGAAGUUGCUCGACUAGAUAGACUGUGUGAGCAACAAGAAAAGAAAAAUGAAAAGUUGGUUUCUCAGUUGGAAGAAGAGAUACAACAAAGACAGCAGGAAACCCAAUUACUGGCCAGAAAAUUGGCAGAAAAAACAAAAUCGGUGGAACAGCUAACAGUUAAACUCGAAGAAGCUGAAAAUGAAAAUAAAGUGAUGAAGAGAAGACACAUUACUAGCAUCAAGGAGCUGUCUCGUGAACUUCAGGGAGUUAGAAAGAGGUUGGAGGGCUAUGAAGCCAACCAUCCUAAUGGAGGAGAAAACCUUAGCUUGGGCUCUCGAGCAAGUUCCAACGGGUCCUUGGACACCCUUACAGCAGGACAGUCAGCCAACCAGCAUAACUCCUCAUCAUCACCUCAUGUCACUCCACCUGUGGUGUUUAGUAGCAAAAGAAACUCCACAACCACUGUUGCUACCCAGUAUAGCAAAGCUCUCUCCCAA
Molecule: messenger RNA, 3816 nt
Organism: Limulus polyphemus (Atlantic horseshoe crab)
Lineage: Eukaryota; Metazoa; Arthropoda; Merostomata; Xiphosura; Limulidae
Product: coiled-coil domain-containing protein 186-like
Exons: 13
Biological process (GO): vesicle cytoskeletal trafficking
Cellular component (GO): trans-Golgi network
Molecular function (GO): small GTPase binding
Source: RefSeq, a predicted model, not a curated record